Sinocyclocheilus grahami is the source of this 4692-nucleotide messenger RNA. Its product is annotated as receptor-type tyrosine-protein phosphatase U-like. Gene Ontology annotation, cellular component: membrane. Lineage: Eukaryota; Metazoa; Chordata; Actinopteri; Cypriniformes; Cyprinidae. The transcript has 26 exons. The coding region runs from base 1 to 3840 and encodes 1279 amino acids. Gene Ontology annotation, biological process: protein dephosphorylation. Gene Ontology annotation, molecular function: protein binding; protein tyrosine phosphatase activity. The record is from RefSeq and is a predicted model, not a curated record.
AUGAGCCUGGUUAAGAUUGUUUUUGAAGCCACAAUCUCAUCGGAGCAGAAGGGUUACAUCGGCCUGGACGAUAUAGUGCUGUUAAACUACCCCUGCUAUAAAGUGCCUCAUUUCUCCAGACUCGGGGAUGUGGAGGUGAACGCAGGACAGAAUGCCACAUUUCAGUGUGUGGCGACCGGACGCUCCACCAAGACUGACCCCUUCCUGAUGGAGAGGCGUAACGGUGUUCUGAUGUCGCCGUACUCAGUGACGUCAUCAGUCGGUGAGCGUCGAUUGGUUGCUUGGUUUCAGGUGGGCGGAGUCCAGCGUGGAGAGCAGGAUCUCUACCGAUGCCUCACUCAGUCGACAUACGGAGCCGCAGUGUCGAACUUUGCUGAACUAAUCGUCAGAGUCCCGCCCACACCAAUAGCUCCGCCCCAGCUGCUGCGCUCUGGCCCCACCUACCUGAUCAUCCAGCUCAACACCAACUCUAUAGUGGGCGACGGGCCGGUGAUCCGCAGAGAGAUCGUAUACCGGGCCAGCCACUCUCCCUGGUCCGAAACUCACGGAGUCAACUCACUGACGUAUAAAGUCUGGCACCUGGAGCCCGACACAGAAUAUCGCAUCAGUGUCCUCCUCACGCGGCCCGGAGAGGGAGGAACCGGCCCGCCUGGACCCCCGCUGGUCAGCAGGACCAAGUGUGCAGAGCCCAUGCGUCCUCUCAGAGGACUGACGGCGUCGGAGAUUCAGUCUCGCCAGCUGCUGCUGCAGUGGGAGCCGGUGGGCUACAACCUGACGCGCUGUCACACGUACUCGCUGUCGCUCUGCUACCGCUACUCCACGGCCACAGGGGGCGGAGCCGGUGGGAAUAACGCCACGGUGAGGGAGUGUCUGUCGGUGGAGCGGAACACCUCCCGCUUCACGCUCCGGGACCUGCCUCCAUUCCACGCCGUUCACGUGCGGCUGGCGCUGGCCAAUCCUGAGGGCAAGAAAGAGAGCCGAGAGGUCACCUUCCAGACCGAGGAAGACAUCCCAGGAGGCAUUGCACCCGAAUCUUUGACCUUCACCCCAUUGGACGAUAUGAUCUUUCUGAAGUGGGAGGAGCCGCUGGAGCCCAAUGGUCUGAUCACGCAGUAUGAGAUCAGCUACCAGAGCAUCGAAUCAUCAGAUCCCAGCAUCAACGUUCCCGGCCCACGGCGCACCGUCUCCAAACUAAAGAACGAGACGUAUCACAUGUUCUCCGGGCUUCACCCCGGCACCACAUACCUGGUGUCUGUUCGCGCCCGCACCGCCAAGGGCUUUGGCCAGACCGCCCUGACCGAAAUCACCACCAAUAUCUCAGUGAGUGGAAAUACAGUGCAGUACAGUUCAGUGUGUAAAGUCUGCUCCAUCUUCCUGUACAGCGCCUAUCAUGUGGUGGUGGAGGAGGAUGGCUCCAGACAGGUGAGGCGGAGGGAGCUAGGUCACAUGGAGUGUUUCCCUGCUCCUUCCUCCCAUGGGGAGAGUCCCGGAGGAGGUGGAGGAGCAAGUGGUGCUCCGCCUCAUUACUACACAGCCGAACUCACGCCCAGCAGCUUACCUGAGGCUACACCAUUCACUGUAGGGGACAACCACACCUACAACGGCUACUGGAACACACCUCUGGACCCCAGCAAGAACUAUCUCAUCUACUUCCAGGCCUCCAGCAACUUCAGAGGGGAGACGCGGAUCAACUGCAUCCGGAUCGCUCGUAAAGAGGCCUGUAAGGACCAUAAGCGAGCUUUGGAGGUUUCCCAGCAUGCCGAGGACAUGGGGCUGAUCCUGGGGGCCUGUGCCGGGGGGCUGGUUGUUCUCAUCCUCCUGCUGGGAGCAAUUGUGGUUAUUGUGAAGAAAGGCAGGAAGAAGGUGAACAUAAACAAGGCGGUGAUGACGUAUCGCCAGGAGAAGACGCGUAAACUGGGGUCACUGGACUGCAGUACGACAGAGCACAGUACACUGCAACAGGACGAUCGCACCACGCAGACCUUCAUGGACUCACAUAACUCCACUGCUAGAAAUGAGCAGCGCAGCUCGGUGAACGAGUCCAGCAGCCUGCUGGGUGGUUCUCCCAGAAGGCACUGCAGGAGGAAAAGUUCUCCGUACCACACAGGGCAGCUGCACCCGGCUGUGAGAGUGGCAGACCUGCUCCAGCACAUCAACCAGAUGAAGACAGGAGAGGGCUACGGCUUCAAGCAGGAGUAUGAGAGUUUUUUCGACGGCUGGGACAUAAACGAAAAGGACAAGACCAAGAGCCGACACGACACCCUUCUGGGUCAAGACCGUCACCGUGUGAAAAUGCAUUCUCUCCUGGCCGAUCCUAACUCAGACUAUGUCAAUGCAAACUACAUCGAUGGGUAUCAGCGCUCCAACCAUUUUAUCGCCACACAAGGGCCCAAGCAGGACAUGAUCUAUGACUUCUGGCGCAUGGUUUGGCAGGAGAACUGCUACAGCAUCGUGAUGAUCACCAAACUGGUGGAGGUGGGGAGAAUGAAGUGCUGUAAAUACUGGCCUGAUGACAGUGAGCUCUAUGGAGACAUCAAAAUCACUCUGCUGAAAACAGAAACGCUGGCAGAAUACACCGUACGCACCUUUGCCAUGGAGCGGCGGGGUUACCCAGCUAAACAUGAAGUCUGCCAGCUCCACUUCACAAACUGGCCAGAGCAUGGUGUCCCGUAUCAUGCCACAGGACUGCUGGCCUUCCUCCGGCGGGUCAAGGCCUCCACGCCGCCCGACGCUGGUCCAGUGGUAGUCCACUGCAGUAUGGGUGCUGGCCGCACUGGCUGUUACAUAGUAUUGGACGUGAUGUUGGAUAUGGCGGAGUGUGAGGGUGUGGUGGACAUUUAUAACUGUGUGAAGACGCUCUGCUCACGACGUAUCAACAUGAUCCAGACCGAGGAGCAGUAUAUAUUCAUCCAUGAUGCCAUACUAGAGGCCUGUCUGUGCGGAGAGACCGCCAUCCCCAUCAGCGAGUUUGAGCUCACCUAUAAGGACAUGCUGAGUGUGGAUUCUCAGACCAACACCUCUCAACUGCGAGAAGAGUUUCAGACUCUGAACUCUGUGACUCCUCACCUGGAUGUGGAGGAGUGCAGCGUGUCUCUGCUGCCCCGUAACCGUGAGAAGAACCGGAGCAUGGAUGUGCUGCCGCCCGACCGCGCGCUGGCUUUCCUCGUCUCCACCGAGGGCGACGGCAACAACUACAUAAACGCCGCACUGAUGGACAGCUUCCUGCAGCCGGCUGCGUUCGUGGUGACCCCUCACCCCCUCCCCACCACCACCGCAGACUUCUGGAGACUGGUGUUUGACUAUGGCUGUACCUCUAUCGUCAUGCUCAACCAGCUCAACCAGUCCAACUCAGCCUGGCCCUGUCUGCAGUACUGGCCUGAAACAGGCAUGCAGCAGUUUGGACCCAUGACGGUGGAGCUGCUCUCCAGAUCCACCGAUGACAAUGUCGUCACUCGCCUAUUCAGGGUGACCAACAUCACACGGUUGCAGGAAGGUCAUCUGGUAGUGCGACAUUUCCAGUUCCUGCGCUGGUCGGCUUAUCGUGAAAUCCCAGACUCUAAGAAGGCCUUUCUCAACCUUCUGGCACAAGUGCAGAAGUGGCAGAGGGAGUGCGGCGACGGUCGCACUGUAGUGCACUGCCUGAAUGGCGGCGGACGCAGUGGCACUUUCUGCGCUUGCACCAUGAUAAUGGAGAUGGUGCACCAUCACAACAUGGUGGAUGUGUUCUACGCAGUCAAGACUCUCCGCAACUCCAAGCCCAACAUGGUGGAGUCAAUGGAGCAGUACAGGUUCUGCUACGAGCUGGCUCUGGAGUAUCUGGACUGCCUGGAGGUCAGAUAACACGAGAGCUCCAGACCCGAUCGACACCGGCUUCAACCUCUUCACCUCGCCUCCUCUGUCUCCUUUCGCUUGGGCCAAUCCAGCCCACCUGAAUGAGCCUUCUGUCCUCCAGUGAGAAUGCACAUCUACAUCAAGAGUGGGAAUGCAAGACUCGGCACAUUUCUUUAACCUUCAACCUCUAUUGUCCUCUGUGCACUUUCUGCUUUGACGUUUUCUCCUCCACGACCUUCUGUGCCAGAUAUUCCUGCCAAACCCAUGAGGGAGUCGAUGAGAUUUCAGCAGCUUUGAGAUUACGACAUGCGUCUCUGAUCACGUGACUGGCUCUCUGCCUUACGCACCAAGCAGGAGGAAAACACGCUGAAUUUUAACGAAACCAUGCGACGACAUGGGUGAUAUUGUGUUUGUACAUUACGUGUAUUGUUAAACUCUGUACAUGGGGCGAUCUACUGUACUGAUGCACCUGAUUUUACCGGAAAGCAUACCUUGAAUUUAUGGAUGUGAUGGCGGAUGGAGGUUUUCUUUUCAUUGAAUUAUUAAAGGUGAUGUGUAUAAUUGACGUUAAUCUCCUAUCCCUGCUUCUCAUUACAAGUGUAACACUGUGGCACUAUCAAAACAUUGCUCUGUUUGAGCAGCAGCAACUCGACCAAUGGAGCGAGUUUGGGGCGAGACUGUCUUUUUGGCUGACCAGUGAGAAAUGGGGGCGUGUUCAGGACUUGCAAUCUUGCAAAUGUUUGGUGAUGCUAGUGGUGCAAAAAUUACACACUUCACCUUUAAAUCUUAAAGUGACACUCUAAAGUGUCAGUGUUUUGAUAGGUGAGAGAUGCAAAGAUGGUUUCUGGGUUUAUUUCUUGU